This is a messenger RNA of Cryptococcus amylolentus CBS 6039, 2631 nucleotides long. RefSeq lists its product as hypothetical. The record is from RefSeq and is a predicted model, not a curated record. The coding region runs from base 961 to 2412 and encodes 483 amino acids. Gene Ontology annotation, molecular function: ATP binding; protein kinase activity. Gene Ontology annotation, biological process: protein phosphorylation. The transcript has 4 exons. NCBI's taxonomy places the organism in Eukaryota, Fungi, Basidiomycota, Tremellomycetes, Tremellales, Cryptococcaceae.
CGAAGCGGCCAAGGCCCGAGCAUCCGUCUGUUGAAAAGAACAAAACCCUCCACGCCUCGGCUAGACGGACCGACUCGAGCGGUCAACGCGGGCCCGACUCGAGUAACGCCAAGCACUUUUGGGAAAUCCUCAAAGUCUUCACAUUUCGAUAUAAUGCCGAGGUUGUCCCUCGAGUGGUCCGAGGCCUGAGAAAGGUCGUCAACGACCUCACUACUUUGGGGGUGGACGAUUCGCUGGCGCUCCACGAGCUCGUUCCGUUCCUCUUCCACCUCGAAAACAGGCACUCGGUCUUCCUUCCCGGGGUGUUGAAGCGUUUUGAGGAGGGCGACCCCUCGCUCGGGUUUGCCACUUAUGAGCAGCGGGACAAGAAAGAAGGGAGCGAUGUCGUUCGGCUGGUACGCCAUGGCGGGAAGGAAGAAGGGUCGACAGCGUUGGCGUUCUCGGGCGAAUAUGAAGCGGCCAACAUCUACGCCAAACACCUCAUCAGUCUCGCGGAUGCUCACUUGUCGACUUCGUCUCAGCUAGAGAGUCGUAUCUAUCAGUACGCCCCGCCGGUGGUUUCUGGCGUCCUGGACCUCGCUGCUCGGCCUGAUCCGGAUGGGGACGCGGAGAAGUUGAAGUUCCAAGUGACCAUCUCGACCAAGCUCGGCAUCGAACGCAAGUUCGACAUUACGCUCAGGGACCUGUUUGUGCUCUUCUACGUCCUCUUGCACGGCCAGAUCGAUGUCAAGGUCGACCCCUCGAACGGCAAGAAGUCCGUCAAAGUAUUGGAAGAAGUAGAGGGAAUGUUGUCUGCUGCUAUCAUUGCCAUUCUCGCUCAGGUCAGUCUCAUGCCUUCCCUCGCUUUUCGCAUGUUUGCGAGGCUGAUUACAAGGGAUGUAAUUGGCGCAAGAGUUCCACGUGAACCGAUGUGAAUAUAUCAACUUGGCCGUCCACGACUUCAGCGUCACUUUCCAGCUCAUGGACCGCAACACCGCUCACGUCUUGAGCAUCGUCUUUCGCGAUCCCGCCACUGCCAAUCAGGACAUCCUGUCCAAGGCCGGGCUCAACCUCAUCUUGUCCGGUAUACAAGACGAGACGGAUGGGAACGCGGCUGUCCAGAUGCUGUUGGAGGACAAGCCUUGGGAGACGGUCGCGCAGCAUAGCCUCUUUGCUGUGCUUGUGGCCGGUUUGGUUUUGCCGGUCGGCAAGCGCACUACGUCAAUGUGGAUGGAUGGAGAGAAGGAGCGUCUGGGUGAUGUGAAGAAGACAAGUGCGACUGGCCCCACCAGCAAGGUUCCACCGCGACAAGGCCGGACGACGGGUUUGUUGACGACGACCACGACUGAUACGUCCCAGUCUGGUUCUACGGCUACCGGUGGCACAGCCUUCAAGAUGAUUCCCUAUCCGGCCGUUGCUGCAGAUUUGCAAUCGUUCCAGAGCAUCGACACGACCCAUCAUCUGUACAUGAACGGCAUGUCGAAUUUCCGCUGGGAAGAAGAUCCAACAGUCCGCAUCCAGGUGUCUCGGUGCCAGACCCGCUUGUCGGAUGUCAGUGAUAACUCGGCUUUUUCCAACUCUCAGUCCAUCCCUUCUCUCAUGACCGACAAGUCGGGCACACCACCUUUAUCUCCCAUUGGUCCCACGUCUCCUACGACCACCGUGUUCGUGGGCUCCGUUGUCUCUACCACGGGAGACAAGAAAUCAAUCAGGCAGGAGCCCGAGGACUUGAACGAGCUACGGCGCAAGACCGACCAGGAGACCGUUCUGUCCCUCUUGUCACGCCCGGACUUGUUGGUUGAAAUGCACGAUUAUCUAGGUUCCGGGAGAUUAUGGGACGCCUACCGCGUCAAACUUUCCUCUGGCUCAUCACCGUCACAGAUCGUUGUGGCGAAGAUCUGUAAUAUGUACAUGUUCACGCUGGGUGACGCGUACAAAUACGAAACCCCCUCGGCGGCGGCCGAAGCGAUCACGAUCGAGCUCGACGCGUUCAACCGCUUACAAGCGGUCCAAGGGGAGAUCGUCCCCCGAUUGUACGGACGAUGGACGGGCUGGUGGCAGAGGCCCAAUGACAAAUUGUCGCGCUUGGAAUGUGUCAUGUUGGAAGACUGUGGGAUGCCCUUUGUCCAGUCUGACGAGCUUGAAUACAAGUCAUACUAUGACGACUUGGUGGAGACGUUCCCGACCAAUUUGUCAUCUGAUGUUCGACAGCAGAUCAUAGAAAGUUACGAGAGGCUGCACAAACAAGGGAUGUUGCACGUCGACGUCAACGCCCGGCAUAUCCUUUGUCAUCCGGUCAAUAAUAAACCACGAAUCAUCGAUUUCGAGGGCGCGAUAUCUAUUUCCGAGGCCCAAGCAAGGAACCUGGACUACGACGCGGAGGCGGAGAUGGAGAAGGUUUGGUGGAUGGUUUGCGCGGACGAGGAGCGUUGAGUGCUUCAGGUAUUUCCACUGUAUGGAAUGUAGUAGAAUGCUGUUACUUGCAAGUAUGAACACACAGUCAACACGGGUUCAUCAGGAGCGGGGUGGAGAACGAGCUGUAAUCAUAAACUUCAUCGAUCACAAGAGUAGUAGCAUAUCACUUUAUACAUGUUGGAAGUGUACACUUUGCUUGUGGUAUGUAGACACCAGCUGCAAGGAAUCCAGAAAAAU